This is a messenger RNA of Linum tenue, 1508 nucleotides long. NCBI's taxonomy places the organism in Eukaryota, Viridiplantae, Streptophyta, Magnoliopsida, Malpighiales, Linaceae. The record is from the annotation of a GenBank genome assembly.
UAAUAGUAAUAAUAAUAAUAAUUGAAGGGGCAGCAUCAGCAGCAGCGCGGAGAGCUUUUUUAAAAGGAGAGUAGGAGACCCAUUCCCCAUUCCCAAUUCAAUCAUUCAUUUUCCCCCAUUCCCCAUUUAUACUCUCACACACAUCAAACUCUGCACAUCUCUUUCCCUUCCCCUCCAAAAUUCCACCGAUCCAAAGCAAAGCAAAGCUACUAGCUAGCUAGUGUUGGGUUUCCGUUCCGUUGAGCUAAUCUCCCAAAUCGUCUCCGCGCGAUGGUAGUGAACAAGAUUAGCCAGGGCCGACCACACAGCAUCAUGAUCCGGAAGUUAUCGGAACUGCUCGUUCCCGGCAAGAACCGGCCGGCGGCGAGCGGAGGCGGAGUCGGGUCCGAUUCGUCCCCUGCCACCACCAGCCCCCGGAGUCCACUGGACUUCCCCAGGAUCCAGUCCCCGAGAGGGCUCAAGAAUUUCGACCUGGGUGGGGUCGGGCUGGGAAUCGUGGCCGCCCUCGAGAAUUCAGUCUGCUGUACCCCGAAAUCGGGCCCGAUUCCGGUCGGUUCCAGGCGUUUGAGAAAGGGAAUCGACGACGAUGACAAGUACAGUACUCGCCGUGAGGUCGGGCGGACAGUCCCAGCUCCGGCGGCAGGGAAUCUGGUGGAAGAAAUUGGGGGCUUCCUGAAUUGUUGCCACCUGUGCAACAAGCAGCUGCAGGGCCUAGAUAUAUACAUGUACAGAGGGGAGACGGCCUUUUGCAGCAGCGAGUGCAGAUCGAGUCAAAUAAUGAUUGACGAACAACAGCAGAAGAAGCAGAAGAAGAACAAGUGCAGGAGGGAAGUUGGGAGAGCUGUAGCGUCGGUCUCAGGGAAGAGCAGCACUAGUCCGCCCAUCUUUUCAACUGGGAUUCUCGCCAUCUGAUGACACGAGUUGAUCCAUAGUUUUUUGCAGCGGGAGAAGAAACAUGAUUGAUUAGCAAGCUAAGCAGUCUGAUAUCUCAUCACCAUGGAUGGCGUGACCAAUGGGAUGAUCGUCUGUUGUAUCGGAAGCCCACCCACAAAGAUGGGGGAAAGACAAGUAAAAAAGUGACAGAAACAACGGGAAAGUAAAAAAAGAAAGAGAACCAAAUUUUGUCCGGAUGGUUGGAACCAGCAGAGUAGCAGUAGUUUAUGUGUGAAGAUGUAAAGGGCCAAACUUUUUUUCUUUCUUGUUUUUGCUUUUUUUUUUUUUUUUUUCUGAAGAACAUAAAAGGGAAGCUCAUACUUUUCACUUUUGGGAAACAGACCCACCGCACCAUCUCUCUUACUCUUACUUUACUUACUGCUUGGGUCCUCUCCUGGUUUUGAGUUCUGGAAAGAGGAUUGAAGCUUCUCGACGAUUGAUUCCCAGUCCAGCCUAAUCUUCGUCAAACCAGAGAGAGUAAUAAUAAACUAAAUAAUAAUAAUGAUGAUGACGAGGAGGAGUCGACGAACGAUCAUAACUGCAAAGCAGCCCUGGUUUAGCACUGACGACUGGGG